Metarhizium robertsii ARSEF 23 is the source of this 510-nucleotide messenger RNA. RefSeq lists its product as uncharacterized. Lineage: Eukaryota; Fungi; Ascomycota; Sordariomycetes; Hypocreales; Clavicipitaceae. The transcript has 3 exons. The record is from RefSeq and is a predicted model, not a curated record. The coding region runs from base 1 to 510 and encodes 169 amino acids.
AUGGGACUCGAAUUACAUAUUCCACCUUGUAUUCGCACUCCCACUCAUCCUCGCCAUCCGCCUCAAUUCGCCAGCCCACUAAGGAUCCAGAUUGAGGGCCCAUUGACGUCUAUUCAAAAACUGUUUCCGGAGGUUCCCUGGAACCUAGAAGAUCCAGACUUCCCUCAACCUGCUGGUCCAAUGUUGGCGAGGCUGGCGUACCAAGUCAUUUAUGGGCGACAGGAUCGGGCAGACGUUACUAACGACCUCAUUGUGCGAGAUGAGUACUUGGGUUGGGUGCGAGAAGAGAGACCUCGCAGGAACUGGAUUGACGUUUCCCAAUAUUUCAGGGUUAUUGAUUACUACGGCGUUACGUUCGACCACCUUGUUCCUGCUGAUGAUCCCGAUCCAGAGGUGUUGCAAAUCAACAUCUUCGAGAUGGAUUACGACGAGGGAUUGCCGGAUGGUAUUGGCAGUGCCAAGGUGCUGUUCAAAGAGGAAGGGCACAACAGAUCGUUUAAGAGUGAAUGA